CGCACGCGCGGGGUCCUUCCUCGGCCCGUCCGCUCCGCGGUCAUGGCGGCCUCUGUGGCUCCCCGGGGUAGGGCUCUGUGGUGGGCAGGCGCUGCUUGGCUGCGUCAAGGAGGCAUCCGGGAGCUACUCCGGCCGCGAAUUGAAGGGAGUACCCCGGGCCGGGACUUCAGUCUCUCUCAUUAUCAGAGCACGGUCAUCGUGGAGCGCUGGUGGAAGGUGCCGCUCGCCGGGGAGGGCCGCAAGCCGCGCCUGCACCGGCGCCACCGCGUGUAUAAGUUUGUGGAGGACACGAAACACCGGCCCAAAGGCCACCUGGAGCUCAUCCUCACGCAGUCUGUGGACGAAAUUGGAGUCCGGGGUGAUCUGGUCUCAGUGAAGAAAUCUGUGGGUCGUAACAAGCUCCUUUCUCAGGGACUGGCUGUGUAUGCAUCUCCUGAAAAUAGGAAGCUGUUUGAAGAGGAGAAAUUGCUGAGACAAGAAGGAAAACUGGAGAAGAUCCAGACAAAGGCUGGAGAGGCGACAGUGAAAUUUCUGAGAAGCUGUCAUCUAGAGGUGGGAAUGAAGAACAAUGUCAAAUGGGAACUAAACCCUGAAAUAGUUGCCCGCCAUUUCUUCAAGAAUCUUGGUGUGGUGGUUGCCCCACACGCUCUGAGGCUGCCAGAGGAACCUAUCACUCGGUGGGGCGAGUACUGGUGUGAUGUGACUGUAAAUGGACUUGACACUGUGAGAGUUCCUAUGUCCGUAGUGCUCUUUCAGAAGCCCAAGACCAAAAGAUACAAGCACUGGUUAGCCCAGCAAGCUGCCAAGAGCGUGGCCCCUGCCAGCCCUCAGGCAGCCUGAAUGUCCUCUGCCUCAGGUGCACAAAGCAGUCAGAAGAGCUGAGGAGCAGCUGUCCCAGCUCUGAGCGACUAGCAGACUGAGCUGUGUGUCAUCUCCACCUUCAGUGGUCAUCGUAGCCAGCUGUGUCGCCGCACUCUGCAGGCAGUAAGUGUAAGAAGCUGCAUAUCAAACCAAAACAGUCUUCUUAGCCGUCCCAUCGUGUGCAGAGGCCCAGCCACUGUUGUGACAGUUGCUUUAUUCUCAGCCAGACUGUGUCUCCUGCAGACAAGAAGAGCUGCUUCACUGGACCUCAGUAGUCUGGGCAGGCUAUCCAAGUAAGGGUCUCGAGCCAUGGAGGUCUGGUCCAAAGGAGGAAAGUAUCGCUGUUCUGUGUCCUACAGUUGCCGUGAGAAGACUGUUCUGAAUAUAGCCAAUUACAUCUGCUCUUAGAACUCUUCUCUCUCUCUCUCUCUCUCUCU
Messenger RNA from Apodemus sylvaticus (European woodmouse), 1298 nucleotides. It is a transcript of the gene Mrpl9, whose product is annotated as mitochondrial ribosomal protein L9. The record is from RefSeq and is a predicted model, not a curated record. Gene Ontology annotation, molecular function: structural constituent of ribosome. Gene Ontology annotation, biological process: translation. Gene Ontology annotation, cellular component: mitochondrion; ribosome. Lineage: Eukaryota; Metazoa; Chordata; Mammalia; Rodentia; Muridae. Bases 43 to 840 code for a protein of 265 amino acids. The transcript has 7 exons.